ACCCUAUUUUGGAUUUUAAAAUAUAGCCCCAUUGAAAAAUUGGAAAUUUUUUUCGUAAAAAAGCCCUUCUUCCUUUUCAAGGUUCAUACUUUCGUUUCCCCUUCUCAUCGAAUCGAAGCGCCGCACCGUGUUUCUUCUCUGCCUGAAUAACGCAAAGAAAAUUGAAGCAUCCUAAGGGUUGUUUCUAAGGGAUACCGGGUUGGGAGAGAAGAUGAAGCAGGUGGUGGGAACGGUGGUUUCAAAUAAGAUGCAGAAAUCAGUGGUGGUGGCAGUGGAUAGACUAUUCUACCACAAAUUGUACGACCGAUAUGUCAAGCGCACGUCUAAGUUUAUGGCUCAUGAUGAGCACAAUCAUUGUAACAUCGGUGACCGAGUUCGGCUGGAUCCUUCUAGGCCUUUGAGUAAGCAUAAACAUUGGGCAGUUGCUGAAAUUCUCAAGAAAGCACGUAUAUAUGUUCCGCCCUCAAUGCCAGUGCCGGGGAGUGUGAGCUCAAGCUCUGAAGCAUCUGCUUCCUGAUUUGGCUGAAGCUGCUGGUGAAACCCUUGCCAUCACUGGCGACACCCUGCCAUCCUCCUCAACACCACCACCACCUUUGGUAAUCCCCAACAACAACCACAUCCUCCUCCUUCCGCCACCAAGACAAGCCCCAAACUCCUCACAUCGUAACCUCCUCUGUCACCAUGCGCCGCUGCAAACCACCACCACCACUGAGACAACAACCCAUCCUUUUUGAAACAGGAUCUGGAAUUUCCUGGUUGAACGACAAAAAGAAUGAAGAUUAAGAAGGAAGACAUGGAAAUUUGGUAUCAAGCUUGCAUUUUAAUGCUUGCAUUUUAAUAUCAAGUUUCAUGCGUUGUGAAAUUUGGUAUCCUAGUAGAAAGGCUCCUGUAAAUGAAAAUUUAGAACCCUUGUAGGCUAAGAGAUUUAUGAUGUGGCAGGGAAAGGUGAAGGGUAAUUGAGUAUUGAAACCUAAGCUGGGUAAUUGAGUCUUGAAUAAUAAUCCUGACCAAAAAAAAGUUUUGAAUAAGGAUGAGUACAAACCUUAGUUAACUGCUAAAUACGGAUGAUGAAUGCCCGGUACUAACUCUUACCCUACCCUCUGUUUGAAUGCAGAGAAAAUGAGGGGAGACAAAGUAUUUGAAAUUGUUUUUCUUGAAGUCAACUUAUCGUUCUA
Messenger RNA from Glycine soja, 1175 nucleotides. Its product is annotated as 30S ribosomal protein S17-like. Gene Ontology annotation, biological process: translation. Bases 212 to 517 code for a protein of 101 amino acids. Lineage: Eukaryota; Viridiplantae; Streptophyta; Magnoliopsida; Fabales; Fabaceae. The transcript is spliced from 4 exons. The record is from RefSeq and is a predicted model, not a curated record. Gene Ontology annotation, molecular function: structural constituent of ribosome. Gene Ontology annotation, cellular component: ribosome.